AUGAGACCAAAAGAAUCAGAUGUAUAUAAAAGAAUUCGUUUAUUGGGAUAAGGAUCAUUUGGAAAGGCUUAUCUUUGUGAAUGUUUAAAAGAUCAUUCAUUGUGUGUGAUUAAACAAAUGGACAUGAGAUACUUAAAUGAUUAAGAGAAAAAAGUAAUUUAUUUAGCUAAAUAAAUCAGGAAACAUACAGAGAAUUCAGAAUAAUGUCUGAAUUGAAGCAUCCAAAUAUAAUUAAUUUUAGAGAGGUUUAUAAGACAGUAAAAGGAAAAUUAUGUAUAGUAAUGGAUUAUGCUGAAGGUAAUCAUAUAUAAAAUAUAAAUUAGGUGGUGAUUUAGCAUAAGUGUUAAAGAAUACAGAUGGAUAUAUAGCAGAGUCUAGGAUUUUGGACUGGUUUACUUAAAUUUGUCUUGCAAUAAAACAUUGUCACGAUCGUAAAAUAAUUCAUCGAGAUAUAAAAACUUAAAAUAUGUUCCUAACAAAAGACAUGAGAAUUCGUUUAGGAGAUUUUGGGAUAGCUAGAUUAUUGAACAAUACGAAGGACAAAGCAAAAACAAUGGUUGGUACUCCUUAUUACUUGGCACCUGAAUUAUUGGAAAAUAAACCAUAUAGUUUUAAAGGUGAUAUAUGGUCUUUAGGAGUUAUACUCUAUGAAGUAAUUCUAACAAUAAUUACAAAUUAGAUGUGUGCUAAGACUCCUCCAUUUACUGCUGAAUCGUUGGCAUAAUUAGCUCUAAAAAUAGUUCGUGGUUAAUUUUAAGCUAUUCCAAAUGUUUAUUCAUCCCAAUUAAGAACGUAAAACUAAUCUUAUAUUUAAACAAAGAUAGCCUUGUGAAUUAGCUUCUAACAGUAAAUCCUGAAAAAAGACCAGCUGUUCAUUAAAUUCUUAAGAUGCCCAUUAUUACAAAUAGGAUUAAGAAUUUCCUAUCAGAGACUAUGAAGAGAAGUGAAUUCGAUCACACUAUAUUGCACAAUUAGUAGAUUCAUCUGUCUGAUACAACUAUUCCUUUGAUUGAUGAUUAAGAUGCAAAAGGUGAUUUAACAGAAUAAACUUCUAAAGAGAAUCAUAUAAAAUAAUUACCUGGAAUAAAGAGUCCUCCUAUAAAUUUAUAGAAAUAAAAAAAAAAUAGUGAUUUAAAGAAAUUACCUGAAAUAAAAUUAUCCAAACCUGAAAGACCUCCGAUAACAAGAUAAUAAACCAGUAGAUAAUAAUUAAAUUAACUUCCAAAUUAAAGAGCAUAACCAUCUACUCCUGAAGUAGGUAUUAUUAAUAAACAUAAAAAUGGUCGUUUUAUUACAAAAGAAAGUCCUGAUUCUUAUUAAGGUUCAGAUUAAGUUAUAGAAGAAGGAACUAAAAAUAGUGAGUAAGAAAGUCCUAAAUUCUUUAAAAAAAAUAUUGAAAUUAAACCUCAUAUAAAAAAUUUAAAAGGUCUAACUAAAUUAGAUUAAAUUUAGAAGAUUAAAUUAGGAUUAAAAUCAGAGGAUGAAUGUAAAAAGCCUAUUUAUCGAGUUCAUGCAUAACCUAAAUUUUUUGAAUUAAAAAAAUAAUAGGAACGUAAAGUUUCUGAAGAAAUUAUUUCUAGUCAUAAAAAAUAAGAAGAACAAUAAUAGAAUCAAUUAGAAAAAAUAUCUGAAACUCCAGAAUAAAAAUUACUUAAUUAAUCAGUUUUUGAUUUUUAAAAUUCUGAAGAAAAUUAAGAUAAUAACAAAAAAUAAAGUAUUCUUACACCUGCUUUUGAAAUUCAGAAAGAAUAAUAAUAAUCUCAAGUACUUGAUAUUAUUUAAAAGAAACCAGUAAAAAUAAAUAAAGAGUCAAUAUCUAAAACUGAUGAAGAGAAAAAUAAGAAAAAAAUAUACAAAAUUAUUUAUAGAGAUCCUUUUUAAAAAAAACCUGUCUAGAAACGAAAUAGUGAAGAAGACAUGAAAGAAAUGAUAAAUGAACUGAAAAAUGUUCUUGUAAAUAAAUUACAUAUAUCAAUUAGUCGGAUUAAUAAAAAAAAUUGGAAGAACCUAUUAUUCAAAAUGAAAUUGAUUCUGAAGAUUCUAGAAUAUAUUCUGAAGAAUCAAGUGAAGAUCUAAGAGAUGAUGCUGAUACCUUACCACCAUAAACAUAAGUUAAUACAUGGAUGUAAAGUAAUAAUUCAGAGGCAGUUAAUAUAUCAAAAUCAUAACCAGAACCAAGGAGGAAAAUUAAUAGUAAUUAAAGAAACCUAAAAGAUAAAUUGGUUGAUGAAUUGGGACUUCAUUUUGAAUAAUUAUUUAGAUUAACUAAAUUAUGUUCACAUUAAGAGGAUUUAGGAAAAUAACAUAUAAAAAUGGCUAUUAUGGAUAAUCUUAGAAUUGAUGAAAAUAGGGCAGAAAUUUGUGCAACUCUCUUGGUUACAUUAGCCACAAUUGGUUACUGA
Paramecium pentaurelia is the source of this 2402-nucleotide messenger RNA. NCBI's taxonomy places the organism in Eukaryota, Ciliophora, Oligohymenophorea, Peniculida, Parameciidae. The record is from the annotation of a GenBank genome assembly.